Leguminivora glycinivorella is the source of this 1897-nucleotide messenger RNA. RefSeq lists its product as uncharacterized. The record is from RefSeq and is a predicted model, not a curated record. Gene Ontology annotation, molecular function: nucleic acid binding; zinc ion binding. Lineage: Eukaryota; Metazoa; Arthropoda; Insecta; Lepidoptera; Tortricidae. The coding region runs from base 7 to 1302 and encodes 431 amino acids. The transcript has 2 exons.
UUCAUAAUGGAGGACCGUCCUAUUAAUUAUAAUUUAUUACAUAAAGAUGAGUUAGAGUAUGAAGUGUCCAUUAGGGAUGUCACUCCCGCGGGAGAUGUAAAAAGCUUAAGGGAACAAAUUAGGAAGUUAGCAAGGGAGCUACCUUCGGAUGACAUUGCGGAAUUUGAAGGGCAGUUAGCGCAAGAGCUUACAGUGGUUCAAAAGAAGUUAGGUGAAUUGGAGGAAUCUACCACGGCUGCCAAGUCUCCAAUAACUUUGAAGUCUCUUAAUCGGGUACAAGCAUUAGGUCACCAUUUAUAUCAUCGAUUAACACGGAUCAAACCAGUAGAGUCCACCGAUGUGACCUCGCACUCCGAGUUAAUGGAGCGGCUUAUGCGAAUUCUUUCAAAAUUGGAUAACAUGCUAUCGGUAUUCGUGUCGACUCAUUCGAAUGCUGCGUUUACUGAUGCGGUCGAAGGGGUGGAGCCUCCUGCUCAGACGGAGACUUCACCAGCGGUUCCUAAUGCUUCGUGCUUUAAUAAAUAUCAGACGGUUAGUUCUUUAAAUCUUAAAUUUAACGGUCGUUCGUGUGUGAAGGCUUUCCUGCAGCGGGUCGAGGAGUUGGCAGCUUCGCGUCGAAUUACGGAGGCUAGGCUUUUAGCUUCGGCGGUGGAAUUAUUUGAUGGAGAUGCACUGAUGUGGUACCGUGGUAUCCGUACGGAGGUGUCUACUUGGGAUCAGCUGAAGGCCGCCUUGAUAGAGGAAUUUUUGCCGUUCGAUUACGAUAGGCGCUUACUUAAAGAAAUUAGGAAUCGUACUCAGGGUUCUAAUGAGAACAUUUCCACAUACAUUAGUAUUAUGCAGAAUUACUUCAGCCGUUUAAAUAGUGAAUUGUCGGAUCAAGAGAAGUUUGACAUAGUUUCAAUUAAUGUUCGUCCGGAAUAUACAGUGCCCUUGGCUAUCCAGUCAGUUACUACCUUAAAGGAUUUGAAGAGGGUGUGUCGCGUGCUUGAAGAUAGCUGGCAACGGGCCAAUGCAUUUGUGGAGCCUCCUAGACCUUCCUCGUCGACUUUAGCCGCGGAUCUGAGUUUUAAAUCCUCAUCACGUCCCAAGGUGGAGGCAGCUCACCCGAUGGAGAAGCCGUUCUGUGUUCGUUGUCGUGUAGAUACGCACAGUUUACGUGAGUGCAAGUCUAAGCGUGUGGUUUGCUUUAAAUGUGGUAAGGGGGGCGUGACUUAUCCGGACUGCCCAAAUUGUUUAUCUCAGGCUUCCACUUCGUCCUCGUCGCACAAUGAUGAUGUUUCCGGUGCUUCAAAAAACUAAAUAGUCCGGGCCGCCGAAUUUUGAGUCCCUACGAUUCGGAGCGUGGGAACUCGUGUAAUUUGGUUGAUUUUGGUGGAGAUAAUAUUGGGGUAGGUCCGGAUUGUCCCGACUACCCACUUAUAGUUAGCACCUUAAUGUCUCUUCCCGUUUCGGUGGUUCGGAAUCGGUUCGUUAUAAAUAAGGACGAGCGACCUCACAUGUCGGUGGGCAUUUUAGGUCAUUCUUUUCGAGGCCUCUUGGAUACAGGGGCAGGAAUAAGUAUCAUUGGUUCCAACUCUCAUGUGGAUUUUUUAUCGCUAGGAGCUCAGUUAGUUUCUGCCACGGAUAAUACCCAUAUUAUAGCGGCUAAUAAAACUCGUUCGAGAAUAGUCGGUUGUAUGUAUUUAACGGUCAAGGCUAAGAAUCUUACGCGUGAAAUUAAAUUUUACGUGAUACCGGAUGUAGGCACGCGCAUGAUCUUCGGGGUUAACUUCUUUAAAGCGUUCAACAUUGCGCCCGAAUUAUUUCGUCAGUACGGGAACUCGGAUUCAGACACUACCGUAGAUGAGGUAGUGCCUGACAAGCACCUUUGCUCCUUCCAGGAGUUGACUUCGGA